AUACGGAGUACAGUCAUAGUUUCUCUUUUCAUUUAUUCCCCCGCUGUGCGAGACAUCCACGCGCCGACACCACAGCGGUUCCUCUUAGCGUGCGCCGCCCGCCGGGAACUGCGGAUCGUGCGCCUGUGCCAUGACUGGGAGGAGGAGGGGGAUGAGCUCGUAUUCGCCUCCGCCCGCACCGUCGCCGUAUUCGGUUGAGGUCUCAGUGCUUUCCGCAGUUGCUCUCGUUUUCCUCUCUCUAGCUUUGCUCUCUGCUACGGCGGCUACUAGUACUCCCGCCGCCUUCGCAUUUCCGCUCACAGAAACGGAUCAGCUGCUAGAUGCGAAUGCGUCUGGAUUGAACUCCACCAGCGGUGAACCGCGGAACCCGCCCAAGGAGGACAGCUUUGCCGACAUGAUCGAUCGAGCUCUGGAAAAGGAAUUCAAUGAGACUGAUCAGAGUGAAGCUAAUGAUGCAGGCAGCUUCAACAAUACCGUCUCAGAGCAGCAGGCAGUGCUAGAGACUGUGGCUAGAGUUAAGUCCAAGAAAAAUGACACAAAAAAGGAGGAACAGUCCUUUCAACUUCACCAUGUUUUCAACCUUGAUAAUGACCAUGGAGCAGAAGAGACACCUACUUUGAUUGAUAGGAAGGACAAUGUUUUUAUCAUAUCUAAUUUCAAGUCAAAAUAUCCAGUGCUGCAAUUAGACUUAAGGCUGAUAUCAGAUCUGGUAGUCGUCAUUGUUGCUGCAACUUGUGGUGGAAUUGCUUUUGCUUGUGCUGGACAACCAGUUAUAACUGGAUACUUACUAGCAGGAUCUGUUGUUGGGCCUGGAGGCUUUAAUGUUGUUAGUGAGAUGGUGCAAGUAGAGACUGUUGCUCAGUUUGGUGUAAUUUUUCUUCUUUUUGCUUUGGGACUUGAGUUUUCCACUGCUAAGCUCCGAGUUGUUCGAGCAGUAGCUGUUCUUGGAGGCCUGCUUCAGAUUCUCUUGUUCAUGUGUCUUUGUGGAAUAACUGUUUCAGUAUAUUCUAAACUUCUUUGUGUUGUUUUUCACUCUCAAAAAAUUUUUGGUUCCACAUUUUUCUCUCCCUUAGGACUCACUCCCAUGAGUUUACAUGAUUCCACAGUCACAAGAUUUAUUUAUUUUAGUUAAACUAAUUUGUUACCAUGCGUGGUUGUAUCAAUUUUUUACUCAUAGGAUAUAGUUCCCCUCGAUUUACUUCCGAAUAUUGCUCCAACAUUGCUGCAUCUCCUAUAUGAUUCAGAACUUUAGCCUACAGCUUAGGCCUAUUCAAACCUUAUUAUCAGUUAUGACCAUUGUCUUGACUCUUUAUCCACUCCUAGCCUUGUCAACCUUGAUUCAUCUGGAUUAAUUCCUAGAAGGCCAUGUUAAGAACUUAAGGCCAGUGGUGAAGAAAAUGAUACACUCCCUAUGUCCCAUAAAAUUCUUUACACUUUCCUCGUUUGGAUGUAUCAUAAAAUUCUUUACACUUUAUUUCUUAUUCUGAUAACGAAUAUUUGGCUACCAACAAUUCUCUCUCUUCUUAACAAAUUCUAACAACAUUUUUUACUUUUCAACAACUUUCUUAAACUCUGUCAAGUCAAAGUGUCUCCAAUUUUAUGGGACGGAGGGAGUAUUAUUAUUGUGUUAGUACUUAGUAUGCCAUCUUUCUCCAAAAAUUGAGAGGCUCAAUUCCAAUCCAAUUUGAAACUCUUAUGAUUAUUUAUUUCUCAAUUAGCUAUUUGUAUUUUUAUAUCUGAAUACAUAGAAAACAUAGGGGAAAUCAAAUUUGCUUGCGCAUUUUAUUUGAAUAAUUCCCAGUAACUGAAAAAUUUAUGAUAAUUAGACAGGAUAAACAUGCAUUAUAACUGGAAAAUUUAUAAUCAUGCUUUAUAAUGAUUAGACAGGAUAAACAUGCAUUAUACGUGCAUAGAAAUAAAGGAGCUUCUGUUUG
Molecule: messenger RNA, 1934 nt
Organism: Cuscuta campestris
Lineage: Eukaryota; Viridiplantae; Streptophyta; Magnoliopsida; Solanales; Convolvulaceae
Source: the annotation of a GenBank genome assembly